AGAGAAGCUUUUUGAAAAGCAUCAGAAAAAAGAGAAAAGAAGAGAGGACCUGAAAGAAAAAGAGCAAACUGCGAGAGUUUGGCUUGGAGACUCUUGACAUAGGUGGAGUCCCUCACAGAGGCAGAGGUGAAGAUUUACUCCUUCAAGGAGUUUUAGAGUUUCAGGGUCCCUUCUUCACUCACCUAGGCAAUCUUAGGGGCAAUGGCAUUUGUUCUUGCUGGAAGAAGGAAGAAACUAUAAAGUUUGCCAGCAUCCCAGGGUCUACAUCAGCUGGCAAGGGAACUGUUCACAAACAGGAAAGGAUGAAUUCCCAGAAUAGUCCAGGUGACCAUGGCAUCAGCAGUGUUCAUGGAAGCCCCCAUAUGUCUGGUAGAAAACAUUGAUGAAGAGCUGAAGUUAAACCCCAAAGCACUACAGAUUCUAACUUCAAUCACCAAGCCAGUGGUGGUGGUAGCUAUUGUUGGACUGUGCCGUACUGGGAAAUCCUACUUGAUGAACCAGCUGGCAGGAUCGAACUCAGGCUUCUCCCUGGGAUCCACUGUGCAGUCUGAGACAAAGGGUAUCUGGAUGUGGUGUCUCCCUCACCCCAGCAAACAGGACCAUGUCUUAGUUCUGCUUGACACAGAGGGCCUUGGAGAUGUAGAAAAGGGUGACCCCAGGAAUGACUCGUGGAUCUUUGCCCUGGCUGUCCUGCUCAGCAGCACUUUUGUGUACAACAGCAUGAACACCAUCAACCACCAGGCCUUGGAACAGAUGCAAUAUGUAACAGAACUGACCAAACUAAUCAAGAUCAAAUCCUCACCUGAUGCUGCUGGAGAAGAGGAGUCUGAAGAGUUUGUGGGCUUCUUCCCAGACUUUGUGUGGACAGUGCGGGAUUUCACCCUGGAAUUGAAGAUAGAUGGACGCCCCAUUACCUCAGAUCAGUACCUGGAAAAUGCCUUAAAGCUUAGUAAAGGCAAGAACCCCAGAGUUGAACUGGCUAACCUUCCACGAGAGUGUAUCAGAAAAUUCUUUCCAAAACGGAAGUGUUUUACUUUUGACCGUCCAACAAAUGAUAAGUCACUCUUAGCCUGUCUUGAAGAUGUCCCAGACCAAGAACUGGAGCCUUCGUUCAGGACUCAGACAGACAGCUUUUGUACUUACAUCUUUUCCAAUGCAAAACCCAAGACCCUCAGUGGGGGUAUCAUGAUCAAUGGAAAUCGGUUGGGAAAGCUGCUGGAGACCUAUGUGAGGGCAAUCUCCAGUGGUGACGUUCCCUGCCUGGAGAAUGCAGUGAUGUCUUUGGCUCAGACUGAGAACCCAGCUGCUGUGCAAAAAGCUACAAAACAUUAUGUGGAACAGAUGGACCUGAAGGUGGAUUUCCCCACAGAGACUCUCCAGGACCUGCUAAGCAUACAUACAGAGUGUGAGAAGGAAGCCCUCUCAAUUUUCAUGAAGCAUUCUUUCAAAGAUGAGAACCAAAAAUAUCAGAAGGAACUGAUGCAAAUCUUAGAAACCAAGAAGGAUGGUUUCAUACGUCAAAAUGAAGAAACAUCAACCAAAUAUUGUCAAACUCAGCUUGAGCAUCUCUCACAGUCCCUGAGAGAAGCCAUUUCUAAAGGCACCUUCUCUGUGCCAGGGGGUUACAAUCUUUUCAAGAAAAGAAGAGAAGAAAUAACAAAUAAUUAUUAUCAAAUGCCCAGGAAAGGACUAAAGGCAGAUGAGGUCCUCCAAAGGUUUCUACAGUCACUGGCAGUGACAGAAGAUUCCAUCCUGCAGACAGAUCAGGCUCUCACUGAAAAAGAGAAGGCCUUGCAAGUUGAACAGAUCAAAAGAGAAGCAGCUGAGAAAGAGAAGAAGUUGUUGAAACAGCAACAAGUUGAAAUACAGCAAAAGAUGGAAGCUCAGCAGAGAAGUUUUGAAGAAAACAUGAACCAACUGAAAAGGAAGAUGGUGGAAGAUAGAUACAAGAUCCUGGAAGAACAGAAAAUGAUUCUGGACUCUAAACUGAAGGAACAAGAAAAGCUGAUGAAGGAAGGCUUUCAAAAGGAAGCUGAAAAGAUGAACAAAACAAUUGAAGGCCUACAAGCAAAAGUUAAGGAUGCUGAGAAUAAGAAGUUCGAUUUUUUGCCCAAAUUUUUAGAUACAGCUGGCAGUAUAAUAAUGGCCACAUCACCUGGUACAGGAAAAAUUGUUGGCAUGCAGUUAAAGGCAUUAGCCACUUCGUUGUCCAAAUAGAUUUCAGUUUCCCAAAAGAAAAUUAUUGAGUAAUUCUAUUCCAUCUUUAAAAAAAAGUGGAGUUAAGAUCUCCUUAUGUAUGAAUGUGAGGCUUUUGGAGAAUCAUCCUGCUCUUUCAUAUUUAGGUGUGGUCCUUAACAUACAGGCUACCUGGCCUUUCUCAGAGAGAACAAUGCCUCAUUGUCCCUAACAAAACAGUACUUAAAGUCAGCAAGAGCUGAGUUCACAUCUAGAAUUAGCCAAUUAUAAGCCUACUUCUAGAAUCCUGAGAAAGUCACUGAAACUCUGUGUUUUAGAUUUCUCAUCAUAAAAUGGGGGUAACAAUAUAUUCACAGGUUUUUGUGAGGAUAAAAAGUAAAGUUAUUUUGAAACCUUA
This is a messenger RNA of Sarcophilus harrisii (Tasmanian devil), 2593 nucleotides long. Its product is annotated as guanylate-binding protein 4. The coding region runs from base 331 to 2217 and encodes 628 amino acids. The transcript has 12 exons. Lineage: Eukaryota; Metazoa; Chordata; Mammalia; Dasyuromorphia; Dasyuridae. The record is from RefSeq and is a predicted model, not a curated record. Gene Ontology annotation, biological process: defense response to Gram-positive bacterium; defense response to protozoan. Gene Ontology annotation, molecular function: GTPase activity; GTP binding.